Molecule: messenger RNA, 1395 nt
Organism: Homalodisca vitripennis (glassy-winged sharpshooter)
Lineage: Eukaryota; Metazoa; Arthropoda; Insecta; Hemiptera; Cicadellidae
Product: zinc finger protein 184-like
Exons: 5
Coding region: 148-1203 (351 amino acids)
Source: RefSeq, a predicted model, not a curated record
GACAAACCUAAAGCUCCGGACCACGACUACUAUCGAGCCUUAGAGGACCAGGUCCUUCCCUCAGCCAAGGAGCAGUAUACAGAUGUGGAGACCAUAUGGAUAAAGACGGAAAAUGCUGAGAACAACACGUCGGGUAUUACAAACUAUAUGGUUGCUGUCACGGACAACGGUGACCAUCCUAUGCUUUCUGUAAGCAACGAGGUAGUCGUCAAAACCGAAGAAUCAGAAGUUUGCAUUGAUUACCAACCGUCCCAAGUAGAUCAUGACCAGAUUGUUACAGUUACUCUGAAGUCAGACAACCUACCGGUAUUACAGGAUAGCAGAGUUUUGGAGAGUGAGGUAAACUAUGAGGAGAGCUGUGUUGAGCGUGAUGAACACAGACAGCACAAGAAACCCAAAGGGAAAGCAAAGUUUAUCGGCCAAUCGGCGGCAGAAAAGGAAAUGGCAGUGCGCAUGAUAGAGAACAUGAAGCUGAAGCAAGGAACUUCUGAUCCUCUUGAGUGUCAGAUCUGCGUACCGUCCAGAGUGUUUACUGCUCCUACCACUCUCAUUAGCCACUACCGUAGUCAUGCAGGCAUCAAGCCUUACGAGUGUCACUUGUGUGGAGGCGUUUUCACAAGACAGCACAGUCUCAACUACCAUCUGCUUAUCCACUCCAAUAAGACUCGGUUCACAUGUUCCGACUGUGGGCGCAAGUUUCGGCAUCCCUCCCAUUUCAAGGAACACCAGCGGAGACAUACAGGCGAAGCUCCUUUUGAGUGCUCUGAUUGUAUUAUCAGGUUCAAAACUCGAAAUACGUACAAGAGGCAUUUGAAAACGCGGCACGGAAAAGUUCUUACCCAGUCCGGAGGGAUAAUCAUCCUAUCCGAGGAGGAAUUUCGGAGAGUCCGGACUGCCCCCAGGUCCCUGCAAACACGUGUGUCCAGCGACAAGGAGAACAAUAGACGACCCCGUGCUAAGAUGGUUAACCUCUUGCGGCGUGGCAAGAAGAGGUCCGGAGAAGAAGAGGUCGAUGAUGUUGUCCAGAAGUACAAUCUCAGUGGAAACUGGAGCACUAACUUGUUGGAACCUGAGGAACAAGAACAGGAACAGGGAGAGGUACAACAGGUGACAAUCCUGCAGGCGGUAGGAGGAGGGAGUGGACCUACCACUGUCAUGGUCCUCUCAGCUGACAAUUUACUCUACAACAACAUAACUACUUAAACGCAACAAGAUCUCUUCCGUGCCAUUCACCAAUUCUGACAGUUUCUUUUUGUUUUGUAAAACUUUUAAUGGUUUUCAGAUUAAUAAUUUUAUUUUUUUACACAAAGACAUCAUUUGAAAUCUACUCAUUUCGGAAUAGUUUUUUUUCUGUUGGUCAAAUUUUGGAAUAAAAUAGUUUAUUUUGAUUGUUUU